Molecule: messenger RNA, 2806 nt
Organism: Klebsormidium nitens
Lineage: Eukaryota; Viridiplantae; Streptophyta; Klebsormidiophyceae; Klebsormidiales; Klebsormidiaceae
Source: the annotation of a GenBank genome assembly
AUGGCGGCAAGAGCUGCAUACGAUCAGCCUGACAUUGAACUAACGCAAGCGGAGAUUGCCGCCGAGAUCCGCAAACAGCAAGAGUAUGCUGAUCUUGCAUCGCAUGCUCAGUGGCAAGGGAGGGCACACGAUGAACAGAUUGACAGGGAAAGGGACAUUGUCGAGGCUGAGAGGUCUUUACUCGGAUUUCAAGUGGUGCGCAAAGCUCGGUCGAGGAAACGGGGGGCAGACGCACCGGCUGGUGUCACUCCUGAGAAGGACGCUGUGGCCAGAGAUGAGCGGACAGACAGGGAGCUGACUGACACCGAGCGGCGGUCCAACAGAUUGCGCAAGAGACCAGUUGGGGUGGGGCGGGCCUUGGGACAGGAACUUGAAGAAGCUGCAGGAGACAACAGAAGUGGAAUUAGCGACCUGCCACGGGCAUCAGCAGAUGGGCAGCCGGCGGAGCCGGCCCGGGGGGGUGAGGACAACCGGGCAUCAGAGAAUAAUGAGGAACGGAGCAGACAAGAGCCUCGACAAGGACAAGGCAGUCGUACGAACCCCUUUUCCGUGUUGCAACCAGGAGGAGCCGGCUGGGACGAGUGGGAAGCGAACGAACAGAAUCCAAAACAGCAAAAUGACCCCGCCGGUCCACGCGCGGCUGAAGAGGGGACACGCCGAGCGUUUCGUGAGGAGGAGCCAGAAAGGAGAGCUCACAAGAUGGCCCCGCUUGCAGCGGACAAAGAAGCCGGGAUCCUUCGAAGGCUUGAGCAGCUCGCUUCUCUCGGGGAGAUCACGACGAAAGCUGACAUGGCAAGGGAGUUUGGGGUCCGCCCGGAGCAAAUUCAAGAGCUCGUGGAGAGGGUUGGAGCGAACUUGCCUGUUGCGUGGCACACCAUGAGAGGGCAGUUCGGCACGCUCCUCUAUCCAGCAAGCACCCCCCUCGUCGAGGUCCUGCACAAGAACUGGCACAGGUUGCGGAGGGACAAUGAGGGGCUUCGGGCCAAGGUGGACUCGUUGCGGAAGGAGCUUCAUGAUGCACAACAAGCCGCACGCGGAAAGGUGCUCGAGAAAAGCGCGAAGGUCGUCAACGAGCUGCUGAGGAACGAGGUGCAGCGCCGACGGGCCAUUAACUACAAGUCGCCGCAGCAACGGGGGUUCGAAAUCCAGAACUUUAACCUAGAGGAGGAAAUCAAGAAAACAAACCCCCAGCUCCUCCAAUUCUUCCUCAACUUGUCGCUUAACGAGACGGCGGUAGCAGCGCAACGAAAAGGCGAACGGGGAGGUGAAGCGGGGGGCCAGCCAACUUCGGGGGUCCAAGACAACUACGACACUGAGCGGCGAAGGCUGCGGGUUCUAUAUGCAAUCAACGUGUUGAUCUUUGCAAUCAACCCCGAGGCCAAGCACCCCUUCCAUCUACUGCUUGCCGACGUUGUAGAGGCCCUGGGAGGCCGGCUUACACUCCUAAGAGUCCUGAAUCAGCUGGGCGUUUGUGCCGGGAAAGACACGCUGAACCGGUACACAGAAAACGUGGGGUCCGCUAUCAUGGCGGAGGGGCCCUUCGCGCAACUUCCGCCAAGCUGCGAUGGAUCGUUCAUAAUUUGCAGCAUCGACAACGCAGACAAAACGGCCAUCAGAGCCCUGCGUCGGUUCGACAAAACAGUGCCCGACAUGCACGUGGUAACAUGCCAGAUCCACUGCAAACCGUCCAUUAAGCUCCACCCUUCGGGCAACCCUUUGACAACGCCCCAAGACACCCUUCAACCCGAAAUCGACGAAUUGGAACUAGGCGGAACGACACCGAAAGCCUCUGGUAGCACCGAGGAAAAAGUAAACCUGCGAGCCAGAACCCUAACGGAAGGCAAAGAACCGGGCGGAGCAAGCAGUGGGACAACGGAAUUCAGCUUACCCGGAGAUCCGUGGAACAACAAUCGGCCGGGGGGGUACCAGGGCUUCUUUACGGACCUCGUAGACGCCGGGGUGACGGCAGAGCGCGUCCUCGGCCUCACUGCACAGGAAACGGCGGCAGCAGAGCGGUUCAGCGAGGAGAUGUUUGGGUUGAUUGUCGAGCGAGAACGGACUGCAACUUUGGGAGUGCCGCGCCGGGCCUUGCAAGACGACCUCGCUCGUAGCCCCACGGUACCUAGUGGUUCCGGAAAAGCCAGAGGGGACCAGCAAACGUGGAAAUACAUGGACGACUUGAAAAUGGAGCACACGGAGUUGUUCAGCUGGGUGUUGCACAUGCCUGGCGACUGGCACACUCUGCUCAACGCGCAACCAGUGAUAAAAAAAAUAUUUUUCCACGCGGGGUUAGAGGAGAUGGCAACAAAAUUUGGCUACGUCGAGGGUUCGGUCAAAGGAACGCUAGAAGAAAGCAGUAACUUCCGCAGAAAUAACUGGUUCAUUGUAGAAAGCUGGGAGGGGGGUCAGCGGACCCUGUUUUUAGUCUUUUUGAAGGAGAAAAACUACGAUAUCGACAGCCCGACAUUGGACGAGAUCUUAGCGGACCCGAGCAGGGUGUUUGGCGACCGCACUUGCGAGGCGUUCAACGGAACGGACGAAGAGGCGGAACGGAAGGAAGCGGAGCUCCAGUGGCGCAUCCAGGCGACCCUUGACAAAGCAGGCGCGGACAAUAUGAGGGAGCUGUGGCAGGAGUAUCUCUCUGGGGUGCUGAGCGUCGGGUCAGACGAGGGGCACGAGAUGGGCAUUAACUUAGAGCUGAAAGAAGAGGUGUUGGGAGCGCCACCAACCGCAGAGAGUCUCCCUCUGAAAACAAACACGCUGAACUUGAGAACUAGGGGCGUCAAGAACUUCAGAAAACAAAUCG